Molecule: messenger RNA, 1473 nt
Organism: Ilex paraguariensis (yerba mate)
Lineage: Eukaryota; Viridiplantae; Streptophyta; Magnoliopsida; Aquifoliales; Aquifoliaceae
Source: the annotation of a GenBank genome assembly
AUGGAAAACCGCUCAUUCGACCACAUCCUCGGAUGGCUCAAGAAAACCAGACCCGAUAUCAAUGGCCUCACUGGUAUGGAAUCUAAUAGAGUCAACGCUUCGGACCCAUCAUCUCCUCAAGUCGUCGUCUCCGACAGCGCUAUUUUCGUCGACUCCGAUCCCGGUCACUCUAUACAAGCCAUCCGCGAACAGAUAUUCGGGUCCAACGACACCUCCGCCGACCCGGCUCCGAUGAACGGCUUCGUCCAACAAGCGGAGAGUAUGGACGUUGAAGGCUUAUCGGAAACGGUGAUGAGCGGGUUCAAACCCGAACUUGUGCCCAUUUACACCGAGUUAGCGAACGAGUUCGCCGUGAUGGAUCGCUGGUUCGCCUCAGUCCCCGCGUCAACUCAGCCAAACCGGUUCUAUGUCCACUCAGCAACCUCUCACGGAGCUUCAAGCAAUGUACGCAAAGACCUCAUCCAUGGGUUCCCCCAAAAAACCAUCUUCGAUUCGUUGGACGAAAACGACCUCACGUUUGGUAUUUAUUACCAGAACAUACCCGCCACGCUCUUCUUCAAGAGCCUGAGAAAGCUAAAGCAUGUAUUCAAGUUUCACGAGUACAAUUUGAAGUUCAAAUUACACGCGAAGAAGGGUAAGCUUCCGAAUUACGUGGUGGUGGAACAGAGAUACUUCGACAUUAACUUGUUUCCGGCGAACGACGACCACCCGUCGCACGAUGUGGCGGUUGGGCAGAAGUUUGUGAAGGAGGUGUAUGAGAUUUUGAGGGCCAGUCCACAGUGGAAGGAAAUGGCGUUAUUGAUCACUUAUGAUGAACAUGGUGGGUUUUAUGAUCAUGUCCCAACUCCUGUUUCUAAUGUGCCUAAUCCAGAUGGGAUUAUUGGGCCUGAUCCCUAUUAUUUCCGAUUUGAUCGGUUGGGUGUGCGUGUUCCGACGUUUCUUAUUUCCCCAUGGAUUGAUAAGGGCAUUGUGAUCCAUGAACCCAGUGGGCCAACCCCUUUUUCACAGUUUGAACACUCUUCCAUCCCUGCUACUGUGAAGAAACUUUUCAAUUUAAAAUCUAAUUUCUUGACCAAAAGGGAUGCCUGGGCUGGAACCUUUGAGAAUUACUUCUACUUGCGUGACACUCCACGGGAUGAUUGUCCAGAAACUCUUCCAGAAGUGAAGAUAUCAUUGAGGCCAUGGGGACCCAAGGAAGAUGCGAAGCUCUCAGAGUUCCAAGUUGAAUUGAUACAACUCGCAUCCCAGCUUAAUGGCGAUUACGUUCUCAAUACCUACCCUGAUAUUGGCAAAGGCAUGACAGUUGGGGAAGCCAACCGAUAUGCUGAGGAUGCAGUAGAGAGGUUUUUGGAAGCUGGAAGGGUUGCUUUGAGAGCUGGAGCAAACGGGUCUGCAAUGGUUACAAUGAGACCAUCCCUCACUAGCCGAACUAAAGGGGAAGAAGAGUAUAGCCGCUAUGCGAAAGCCUAUUGA